AUGGCGAGGGAGACGCUGUCCUCGAUUUUGGUGUAUACAGAAGGCCUUCAUGGAAAAUGGCUGUUCACAGAGAUUCGAGCCUUGUUUUCCAGACGCUAUUUGCUGCAGAAUACAGCUCUGGAAGUAUUCUUGGCAAACAGAACGUCAGUCAUGUUCAACUUUCCCGAUGCAGCCACAGUGAAGAAGGUGGUUCAUAGCCUUCCUCGUGUUGGGUUGGGCACGAACUUUUCCCUUCCUCUCACCAGACGUAUUUCUCUGGCCACACCCAAGCAGCUCUUCAAGGCAUCCAACAUGACUCAGCGCUGGCAGCGUCGAGAGAUAUCCAACUUUGAGUAUCUGAUGUUUCUUAACACCAUUGCCGGCCGCACUUUUAAUGAUUUAAACCAGUACCCAGUCUUCCCCUGGGUCAUCACUAACUAUGACUCAGCAGAACUUGACCUCACUCUGCCCAGCAACUUCAGAGAUCUGUCUAAGCCCAUUGGUGCGUUGAACCCCAAGAGGGCAGCAUUCUUUUCAGACAGAUAUGAGUCCUGGGAGGACGAUCAGGUGCCCAAGUUCCACUAUGGCACCCACUACUCCACCUCCAGCUUCACCUUGAUGUGGCUGCUUCGCAUUGAACCUUUUACAACGUUCUUCCUUAACUUCCAAGGAGGAAAGUUUGACCAUGCUGACCGCACCUUCUCCUCACUGUCCAGAGCCUGGAGGAACUGCCAGAGAGACACAUCUGAUGUUAAGGAGCUAAUUCCAGAGUUCUUCUAUCUGCCCGAGAUGUUCGUUAAUGCCAACAGUUACAACCUGGGAGUGAUGGAAGAUGGCACCGUAGUGUCGGAUGUGGAACUUCCACCUUGGGCCAAAAACCCGGAGGAGUUUGUGCGGAUUAAUCGACAGGCCCUGGAGAGUGAGUUUGUUUCCUGUCAGCUUCACCAGUGGAUUGACUUGAUUUUCGGCUACAAGCAGCAGGGGCCUGAAGCCGCUAGAGCGCUCAAUGUUUUCUAUUAUCUUACCUACGAAGACGCAGUCAACCUCAACUCCAUCAACGACCCCAUGCUCAGAGAGGCUGUGGAGUCUCAGAUCAGGAGUUUUGGUCAGACCCCCUGUCAGUUGCUUAUUGAGCCACACCCACCCCGUAGCUCAGCCAUGCAAGUGACCCCACUGAUGUUUACGGAGCAGAUGCAGCAGGAUGUAAUCAUGGUGCUAAAGUUCCCGUCCAAUUCUCCCGUGACACACGUAGCGGCCAACACCCAGCCAGGACUAACGUCACCCGCUAUCAUCACAGUCACCGCCAGCCGCCUCUUUGCUGUCAACAAGUGGCACGGCUUGACAGGCCAUCAGAGCCCAGCGGAUCAGCAGUACCAGCUUCCUGUGGAAAUUGACCCUUUGAUAGCCAGCAACGUGGCCACUCAUCGUCGUCAGAUCUCAGACCUCCUGGAUCAGAGCAUUCAGAUCAGCUCGCAGUGUUUCGUCGUCACAGCCGACAACCGCUUCAUCCUCCUGUGUGGCUUCUGGGAUAAGAGCUUCCGGGUUUACUCCACUGACACAGGCAAACUCACUCAGAUAGUGUUCGGGCAUCGAGACGUGGUGACCUGUCUGGCUCGCUCCGAGUCCUACAUCGGAGGAGACUGCUACAUCCUGUCCGGCUCCAGAGAUGCCACCCUGCUGCUGUGGUACUGGAACGGAAAGCACAGCAGCAUUGGAGAGAGCCCAGGCACAGCAUUUACCACACCGAGGGCCAUCCUGACAGGCCACGACUGUGAGGUGACGUGUGCCAGUGUGUGUGCUGAGCUGGGCCUCGUCAUCAGCGGCUGCAAAGAGGGUCCUUGUCUGAUCCAUUCCAUGAAUGGGGACUUGCUACGGACCUUGGAGGGCCCCGAGCUCUGCCAGCGGCCCCGACUCAUCCAGUCCUCCAGCGAAGGUCACUGUGUCAUUUAUUACGAUAAGGGACACUUCUGUCUCUUCACCGUCAACGGCAAACUCCUCAGACACUUGGAAGUGGAGGACAGCAUCAAGGCUAUGCUUCUCAGCAAAGAUGGUCAGUAUCUGCUGACGGGUGGAGAUGGAGGUGUAGUUUCUGUCUGGCAGGUCCACGACCUCAAACAGCUGUUCGCCUAUCCUGGCUGUGAUGCAGGAAUCCGCUCCAUGGCCAUGUCACAUGACCAAAGGUGCAUCAUAACCGGCAUGGCGUCGGGAAGCAUCGUGCUCUUCUACAACGACUUCAACAAGUGGCACCACGAGUACCAGACCAGAUACUGAACUGAAAACUGCAACGACAUUUAAGAAAAAAAUAAUAAUAAUCUGAUGCCUGACCAGCAUCAACUUUUCUCAAAGGCACUGUUUUGUCUAUAACCUCAUGUCCUGAAUGUAUCUCAGCAAAAAGAGAGGAAAACAAAUCUGUUCUGUUAUAGUUAAAGCAUCGACUAUUUUUUAAGAAAAAGGACAUUGCUAUUUUUUGUAGAUCAGAGAGAAAUCUUUUCCUAUAAAUCUUUCGGUGGGGGGUUAACUGAACGGCUCGAAACAAAUCUAUUUUUAGCUGUAAGAGUCUAUUUUCAUUUCUAGAAUAAAAGAGCAGAAGUUGUGAAAAGUUAGAGGUAAAAAUCCAAAUUUUCGUGUCUUUUAAGGUGAGUAAUUUUCUUUUCAUGUGGGGAAAAAUUAAGCUUCUGUUUAUGCUUUUUUUUCUUUUUGUUUUGGGCUUCACAGCAGGUAGAAAAUAAAUGAAAUUAGACAGAAAAGUACAAAAGGGAAACAUUUAUAUAAAUAUAUAUUAUGAUAUCCUUCAUAUUUAAGAUGUCUUUACUUUUGCUUUGACUCAUAACAUUUAUUUAACACUUAGAAAAAAAUCACAAUUUUCCUGCACCUGAAAGCUGCUUUAGUCCGAGUCAAUUCUUUUACAUUAUUUUGCUAAAUAAUUGAAUAAGCGGUGAGUUAUUUUUCUCUUAAAUGAACCUUUCAGAGCCCGAGCCAGUCCUCUUAAACUUGUCUCCAAAGCAGCUAAAAGCAACACGAGAUGUGCAGUGCAAGGAUGGACUUAUCAUUUCUGCCUGUUUAUGUUUUUUCUUUCAUCACAGCUGUCUAAAUUAUAACAAGUGAUUAUGAUAAAAAAUGUGAUCCAGCUUCAAAUUCUAAGUUUCCCCUUUGAUUUGUAAAAUCAUUCCUUUAAAGUUGUUUUGCUUUGUUGUGGUUUAAAUUAUAAGGGGAUUUCUUUUUACCUUUUCAACAUUGUUUUUUUUUUCAAUCAUUUGGAGUGUUGUUUGCCGAGUUCUGACAAUAAAAAGGACUUUUAUAACUUUAA
Messenger RNA from Austrofundulus limnaeus, 3286 nucleotides. RefSeq names its product lipopolysaccharide-responsive and beige-like anchor protein. The transcript is spliced from 18 exons. Lineage: Eukaryota; Metazoa; Chordata; Actinopteri; Cyprinodontiformes; Rivulidae. The coding region runs from base 1 to 2250 and encodes 749 amino acids. Gene Ontology annotation, cellular component: cytosol; membrane. The record is from RefSeq and is a predicted model, not a curated record. Gene Ontology annotation, biological process: intracellular protein localization. Gene Ontology annotation, molecular function: protein kinase binding.